AUGCCGUUGAUCGACACCCCCUUCAGGAGAGUGGCUGUUGAUUUGAUUGGUCCCAUCACUCCAAUUACAGAGCAAGGUAAUCGCUACAUCCUAACACUUGUCGAUUACGCAACGAGGUACCCUGAGACACUCCCACUCAAGAAGAUUGAAACAGAGCGAGUCGCUGAGGCCCUACUGCAGAUGUUUUCUCGCAUCGGUGUUCCAGAGGAGAUUUUGUCUGACAUGGGGACACAGUUUACCUCUGAUCUGAUGAAGGAGGUUGGACGGUUGUUAAUGGUCAAGCAGCUCACCACAACACCAUACCACCCGAUGUGCAACGGGCUCGUCGAGAGGUUUAAUGGUACUCUUAAGAAAAUGCUUCGUCGCAUGUGUAGUGAACGGCCAAGAGAUUGGGACAAAUAUCUACCUGCCCUGUUGUUCGCAUACCGAGAAGUCCCACAGGAAAGCACCGGAUUCUCACCGUUUGAGCUGAUCUACGGAAGAACUCUUCGAGGACCAAUGGCUAUCCUUAGAGACUUGUGGACUACAGAACAUGUCGAAGAUGAAGAGGUCAAAUCAACCUACCAAUAUGUAGUCGACCUGCGUGAACGCAUGGAAGCUACCUGUACCAUGGCUCAAGAGGAACUGAGCAAAACUUCAAAGAGGUACCGCAAGUACUAUGAUGUCAGAAGUCGUGACCGGAAGUUUGCAGGGGAUGAUGAAGUCCUCAUUCUUCUUCCUACUUACCAAAACAAGCUACUGAUGCAGUGGAAAGGUCCCUUCAAAAUCACAAAGAAGAUAGCCAAACACGAUUACCGAGUCAAGGUUGGGAACAAGGAUAAGACCUACCAUACAAACCUGUUGAAGAAAUAUGUGAGACGCGAAGAUGAGAAGUCAGAAGUAAUGUCAGUCUCCAACCACUUGUCGUUAGCCUGUGCAGGAAUUGUAGAAGCAGCUGACGAAGACUUCGAUGAUGACACCCCAGCGCUCGAGUUACCUCCUCUAGAGCAGAACGAGUAUUCAACGGAUGUCCAUAUUGACGAGAACAGAAGUGAGCCUGAAACGCAGUCCGUCCGAAACCUACUUGAAGAAUACACUGACGUGUUCACAGAUAUGCCGGGUAGGACACAUUUAGUCGAAUAUACAGUCAAACUUACCACAGAUGCCCCAAUCAGAUCCAAACCGUACCCAGUUCCACAUGCUGUCAAAGAUACCAUCCGCAAAGAAGUUGAGACGAUGAUGAGACUUGGUGUCAUUAAAUCCAGCACUUCACCGUAUGCCGCUCCCAUAGUCUUAGUUCACAAGAAAGAUGGCUCCAACAGGUUCUGCAUCGACUUCCGCAAGUUAAACAAAGUAACAGUGUUCGACCCAGAGCCCAUACCCAACACCGACGACUUGAUGGCCAAAUUAGGACAAGGGAAGUAUUUCUCUAAAAUAGACUUAUCGAAGGGAUAUUGGCAAAUCCCCAUCGCCCAACAAGACAAAGAGAAAACAGCAUUCGUAACAUCAGAUGGUCUUUACCAGUUCUCCGUCUUACCGUUUGGUAUGAUCAAUGCCCCCGCUGCUUUCAGCAGGAUGAUGCGCAAGUUGUUGUCUGGUCUGCAUAAUGUCAUCAAUUACAUCGAUGAUAUCCUCAUCUUUUCAGACAUGACUAAAGGCAAGAGCGCUAAGGACAUUGUUUGGGAAGAGCCACACGAAACCACACCAGACAAGUUUGAUCGGAACCGCCCAUGGGCUGGGACCGCUGUGAUUCAUCCCACUGCACUGUGGAGCCUUCCUGCUCUAGACACUGAGGUCGUGGACAUCUGGCCCGCCAAGUCGCAUGUAAAGGAGCGUCAUCCACCUCCGAUUCGCCAGUGCAAGGAUCCCUUCGUGGACCGCUGGACGAUCGCUCACCCAACAGUGAACUGA
Patiria miniata (bat star) is the source of this 1890-nucleotide messenger RNA. RefSeq lists its product as uncharacterized. NCBI's taxonomy places the organism in Eukaryota, Metazoa, Echinodermata, Asteroidea, Valvatida, Asterinidae. Gene Ontology annotation, molecular function: nucleic acid binding. Gene Ontology annotation, biological process: DNA integration. The record is from RefSeq and is a predicted model, not a curated record. The transcript has 3 exons. Bases 1 to 1890 code for a protein of 629 amino acids.